CGUGGAGGUGCGCAAGCUCGCCCUUAACGCCGCAGCGGACGGCCGCCUGAGGAGGCCCGUCUCGGCCCGUCCGAGGCGCCGAAAGGCGCAAGGGGAUGCGCCUAUAUAGGGCACGGUGCGCAGCGCUGCCUCUCGCCUCCCACCACGACCUGCCGCCAUCCACCAUGACGCCCGCCCCGACGACGCCCUCGGGCAAGACCGCGUCCACCUCCGCCAUCCGUGCCGCAGCGCAGACGGCCACGAUCGAGAACCCUGCGAGCACCUCGACCGCUCCCGCCUCAACCGCUCUCGCCUCAACCGCUGCCGCUUCGCCGUCGGCCGCCUCGCCUUCGAGCUCGCGUGCCGUGCCGCCCUCGCCCAGCGCCCAGCUGCUCAUCACUGCGCCAGUGACGCCGCAGGCCAAGCACCCCCAGGCCGGCAACUUGCCCGAGCAGCACCGCCCCGAGCAGCGCCUCAUUGUCCUCUGCGACGGCACGUGGCAGUCGCGCCGCAAGGUCUCGACGGUGCUGCGCGACGGCAGCCUCACUGUCGAGGACGACGACGCCGACUACUUUACCAACGUCGCGAUCCUGGCGCAGGCCAUCAAGCCCGCGGCCAGCGUGCCGAACAAGCACGGCCUCUACCCGCGCCAGAUCGUCUUCUACCAGUCCGGCCUCGGCACGGUCCGCAGCCUGGCCUCGUACCUCUUCGAAGGCGCAACGGGCGCCGGCAUCGAGGACAAGAUCGCCGAUGCGUACCGCUUCCUCGUGGACAACUACCAGCCGGGCGACUCGAUCAACGCAUUCGGCUUCUCUCGCGGCGCAUACACGGCGCGCAACCUCGUCGGCUACAUCAACUACGCCGGGCUCAUGAAGAAGAGCGACGCAGCGCUGGCGAUGAUGCCCUGCUGGAAGGCGUACCAGCUGCGCGACCCGAGCAAGCCCGAGACCAUCAUCCACAGCGCCGAGAUGAUGCACCGCGCCACGGGCCUCUGGCCCGGCCUGAACGCCGAAGAGACGGAGGUGACGUGCAUGCGCGCCGUCGCAGACAUCAACAAGACGCCGCUGCCCGCCAACAUCGAAGCCUGGAUCCGCCGCAAGGACGCCCGCACGAAGGAGGGCCGCAUCCAGCUACCCAACGUCAAGGUGUGCGGCGUGUGGGACACCGUCGGAGCCAAGGGCAUCCCCGGCCACUUCAUGAGCCCCGAGCUCACGCGCUACUACGGCGACUUCGACCCGAUGCUCGCGCCCAGCGUCAAGUUCGCCUUCAACGCCAUGGCGCUCUUCGAGGACCGCAAGGACUUCAUCGUGACGCGCUGGUACACGCCUGACCCGAACAAGGAGAGCGAGGCAGACCGCAUCCUGCGUCAGGAUCAGGUGCUGCGCCAGUGCUGGUUCCAGGGCUCGCACUCGGACUGCGGCGGCAGCAAGAGCUUCCACGGCCUGUCCGACGUUACGCUCGCCUGGAUGGUUGCGAACCUCACCGACCGCGAGAUCCCGCUGAUCGACGUCGACCUCAAGAUCAUCCGCGAGAUGCAGGACCGUCGCCACCGGUGGGGCAAGCAGCCGCAGCACCCCAGCCGCAUCGCACUCGAGCUUCAGGAGACGCGUCAGGUGAUGAAGGUGCCCAAGAUCCGCAGCCUCGAGUCUGGCUCGACGGCCUGGUCGAGCAUGGUCAACGACCGCCGCAACAACCACGAGACGCUUCACCACUCAGUCAUUGUCGGCGGCCAGUACAACAGCACCUCGCGCCAGUUCGCCGAACUGCGUGCGCACGACCCCGACGCGCUGGAGCAGCUGUUCCGCAACGCCACGGAGGCGAGCCUGCUGCCGACAGAGCGCCAGCUGCGCUGGUACAAGACGCAGAUGUCCUCGCCGAUCACGCCCAAGCAGAUCUGGGACGUGGCCGCCGAUGCGGUACCCGGUGGCGCCCCGGCGGACGAGGUCGACGACGACAUCGACACGGGCCUCGCGCCGCAGCGCCCGCGUUACGUGCCCGAGGCCGUGUGGGCGGCACUGAGCUUCUCGGCCAAGGCGCCCGUCUAUGCGACGUCUUUCCUCAUCAACCGCGGACUCGUGCCGCAGGACAACCUGAAGCCUGGCGUGCUGGUCUCUGCGCUCGAGAAGGCCGGCAAGCUCGUCACUGGCGGAUACGCUGCAGUGCCGGGAAGUCGUGCUCUGACGCAGCGUGCCUGAGCACCGCCUGCGGGCCAUCGCCGCCACCACACUCAUUCACGUUCCGAGCCAUCAUACCUCCUGCAUGUAGCCUGCCUCGUCCCGCUGCGCAGCAGCCGUCACGUCACUCUCAUCGUUCCCGCAAUGUUACGCCGUUUCACC
Molecule: messenger RNA, 2315 nt
Organism: Tilletiopsis washingtonensis
Lineage: Eukaryota; Fungi; Basidiomycota; Exobasidiomycetes; Entylomatales
Exons: 14
Coding region: 96-2174 (692 amino acids)
Source: RefSeq, a predicted model, not a curated record